AACGUUGACCCAAACGAUGCACCAUGAAUGACUCCCUGUCCACCAUCAACCUGGAACAUCUGGGCAACUCUGCCAGCAGUCAUGUGACCCUUCCCACAAUCCCACAGGCACCAUCUGGCACAGGAAUCCCAGUGUCCAUAGCUAACAUCCCGGUGACGCUGAGUUCCGGACUGACCACCACCAUCCCCAUGCUCUUCCCUCUGGAGAGGCCGAUGGUCAACAACGUUAACCUGACCAGCGUCCAGAACGCGCCGGUCGGACUGGACAAGAGCCUGACUCUGGACAUCACCUCACUACGACAGAUGUCCUCUGGAGCUCUCCAGUUGCCUGUAGUAUCAGAGGUGCCUCCAUCCUCACUGCUGACCUCGGUUAACCCCUCCGACUUACUGACGACAAGUUUCACUCUCAUCGCCGCGACAACCACCCUAACAACCAGCACUGCAGCCCUCCCUCCCAUCAACACUGGGGUCAUCAACCAACAGAACAUGCUACAGGGAGGGAACACGUCUACCGUGAACGUGACGCCAGUCCCCAUGUCGAGUAUCUCCGUGUUCCCAAACUCCUCUAACCUGACGGUGACGUCAUGUAGCGUUCUGGAGUCCCUCCUGCAGCCCCCCAUGCAGAACCCCGUCGGCAGCGGCGAGCGAUCGCUGGAGGCUGUCGCUAGGCAACUGGAGGAAGAACUGAACGAACCAAUCAAGACAGACUUCUGGUGUGUUAGUUGUGAGAAAGCAUUCCCCUCUGUGUGCAGUGUACAUGGAGUACCUACAGUAAUACAGGACACACCGAUAGAGUCCCAUGCCAGGAUGACUCUACCCAGGGACCUGGCUCUCCAGCCUUCUAACAUCACCACUUCUGGAACUGGAGUGUUUGCAAGAACAACCAUCCAAGCCAGAACCCAGUUUGGUCCUCUUCAGGGCAAGAUUGUGAAGAAGUCAGAUGUAGAAUGUGAAUCUGACUGGACCAAUAUGUGGGAAAUUUUCCGUGACGAGCGCUCGAGUCACUUCAUCGACGCUCGAGACGAGAACGAGUCUAACUGGAUGAUGUUCGUGAAGCGAGCGCGGACGUCUCUGGAACAGAACUUGGUGGCGCACCAGUGCGGCGGAGACGUCUUCUUCACUUCCUGUAAGGACAUCGCGGAGGGGGAGGAACUGCUCAUGUGGUUUGCUGGCAACUAUGCAAAACUUACAGUUGACAGGUGUUACGAGCAAGCCUGA
Molecule: messenger RNA, 1217 nt
Organism: Branchiostoma belcheri (Belcher's lancelet)
Lineage: Eukaryota; Metazoa; Chordata; Leptocardii; Amphioxiformes; Branchiostomatidae
Product: PR domain zinc finger protein 4-like
Exons: 9
Coding region: 24-1217 (397 amino acids)
Biological process (GO): regulation of transcription by RNA polymerase II; cell fate commitment
Cellular component (GO): nucleus; cytoplasm
Molecular function (GO): histone deacetylase binding; RNA polymerase II cis-regulatory region sequence-specific DNA binding; DNA-binding transcription factor activity
Source: RefSeq, a predicted model, not a curated record